CCUAUAUAUUUCUCACAGCCUCGUCCUUCUCAUCUACAAACAAAUAACACAAAAAAAACAUGGCUCUCACAAGAAUCUCCUUAGUCCUUUUCCUUUGCCUCUUAGGCUUAUACUCUGAAACCGUCAAGUCACAAAACUGCGGUUGCGCCCCGAACCUCUGUUGCAGUCAGUUCGGUUUCUGCGGUAGCACUGAUGCUUACUGUGGUACUGGGUGCCGAUCAGGCCCUUGCAGAACCCCUGGUGGAACCCCUUCCGGUGGUGGAUCUGUCGGAAGCAUUGUGACACAAGGUUUCUUUAAUAGUAUUAUCAACCAAGCUGGUGGUGGUUGCGCCGGAAAGAAUUUCUACACCCGUGAUUCUUUCGUCAACGCCGCCAAUACUUUCCCCAACUUUGCUAAUUCCGUUACUAGACGUGAAAUUGCAACCAUGUUUGCUCAUUUCACCCACGAGACUGGACAUUUCUGCUACAUAGAAGAGAUAAACGGAGCGUCACGUGACUACUGUGAUGAGAACAACAGGCAAUAUCCAUGUGCACCGGGCAAAGGCUACUACGGUCGUGGUCCGAUCCAACUAUCAUGGAACUACAACUACGGGGCUUGUGGACAGAGUCUCAACCUUAACCUCCUAGGCCAGCCCGAGCUAGUCAGUAGCAACCCAACUGUGGCUUUCAGGACGGGUCUGUGGUUUUGGAUGAAUAGCGUAAGACCGGUGCUGAACCAAGGAUUUGGAGCGACCAUUAGAGCCAUCAAUGGUAUGGAGUGUAACGGUGGGAACUCAGGUGCGGUCAAUGCAAGGAUUAAGUACUAUAGAGAUUAUUGUGGCCAGCUUGGUGUGGAUCCUGGUGCUAACCUUAGCUGCUAAAAAGCUAUUCGAAACAAACACACACACACACACGUGACGUGAAGGUGAAAUAAAAAGUGAGAGAAUAAAGUUAAAUCUCGCAUAUGUACUUUGUGUUGGGUCUUAGUGUUCCCUGCGUCACAAGCAAAAAAACGUUGCAAUAAUCUUGUGAAAGUGAUUUUCUUGACUUGUAUCACGUCUUGUGGAGUUAUAUCAACAUUAAUAAAUGUCUGAGUUUGAUAUUCAGGGUAGCUGCUUUCUUGGAUAUUCACACGUAUUGGAAUUACACUAUUACUUUAGAAUGAUAGAAUGAUAAUGGUGUAAAAUAACAGUAUAGUAAUUGUUGGGGAUAUAUGUAAUUUACGAUCUCCUUAAAUCUCAAAGGCGGUAUCCCUUAAUUAAGAUUACCAUAAUC
This is a messenger RNA of Thlaspi arvense, 1254 nucleotides long. The record is from the annotation of a GenBank genome assembly. NCBI's taxonomy places the organism in Eukaryota, Viridiplantae, Streptophyta, Magnoliopsida, Brassicales, Brassicaceae.